AUGCACUACCUGUUCCGUCAUCAACUACCUUGCCAACUGCGUCUUGGCAACAGGAAAAACUGCGCGUCUGUUGAUGAGCAAGUCAUGACUGGCUUGUCAGCGUGCAGUGUAGUGUUUCAACGGACUACCUUGCCAACUGCGUCUUGGCAACGGGAAAAACUGCAUAAUGAUAAAAAAUCGAAACAAGUAGAGCUUUUCUGGGAUUUGCAAACGAAGCGCGAAGCACUGCAUAUAGAAGCCAAGAUCUUUGAGGAAGAGGCGCAACUGCGUCGAAAGGAAUUACGAGAAAAACUUCGUCUCGAAGAGACUCGGCAAAUUCUCGAUGCAACGCAAGACAUCCGAAAGCAAGAUCGUUUACUUCGAGAAAGGACGACCAAGAUAAUUGAAAUGCAUCCGCUAGGAGAUUUGGAAAGCGAGCAACCAGAAAUUGGACAGAAACGACGCUACGAAGAAGAAUUACCUUCCACACCAACACGCCAGAUUAAUAAAACUGAUGUUGAUCGACAAAAGACGCCAAAAAGCUGUGAUUCGUCAGAAUCCGACUCGGAAAUUGUACCAACACUUCUGACGAACGUUUUCCUCGCAACUUCUAAUGAGCUAGAAGUGGACAGGAAUAAGACAGACGAAUCAGGCAAAUUGCCGGCACCGAUAAAAGUUAAGAGUCGAACACCGAAGUACAUCACUCGCGAUAUCGCUGAUGAAGUUCUUAAGACAUACCGGAUGAGCGUUCUUGCAGGCGACAAACUGAUACAUAAUAAUGUUGACAUCUUGGACUUGCAUACGAAGGCUGGCGUCAAAAAAAGCCCGCUCAGUAUUGGUGUCAUUAACAUCCAUAAUCCCAGUUGCACGAAGUUUCUCCCGAAAGAUUUUAUGAGUCAUAUUGCCGGUCAAAUUGAAGACCCUGCAAUCAAAAGUGUCGAUUUUGCCAUUGGCCGAAGCAUUCAAAAGUUCAUGGUCGAGUGCAGCGAGGACGUCUUGGCGUUCCUAGACAAAUUCGGCGACAUUAGAGAUCUGACAUCCCUCGGAAGAUGUUUGGACGCAAACCCCAUAAAUAUGUCCGAAGCGUCCAAUGACCUCAUUUACGCGCGGACGCUUUUCGAACACUUUUAUUUGUUAUACAAGAACGACAUCCUGUUACAGCCCAUGUCGGAAAACGAGUAUAACGCGUACAUUUGGACUCCUAUACUUAGAAAUGCUUUCCUCUCAAAGGACGAUCUCAAACUAAGCUGUGGGGAGUUGGCCUCGAAAUCUUACGACAAACUUAAGGAUAUUUUGGACAUUGCUAGUCGUAGUGCGCCGAAACUGGACGGGAAAGGUUUCUUAAAAUCUUUGGGCACGGAAGUCCUGGCCCAGGAAGAUGGGACCCUCAACACGAACGCUAAACGGACCGGUGACCUUGGAAAGCUGGAGUUCUGUUUGAAAGUGAUACUCACAACUCUUUACCUUGCGCUACCUUCUGCUGUCAAGAAUUCUAUCACGGACAUUGAAACUUAUACUCUUCAAUCAAAUGGUUUCCGCCUGAAAAUAUCUGCGUCGAAAUAUCUAUUUGAAGACACAAUUAUUAGUAUGGAUCUACAGCACGUGGAAGUUCCGAAGACAGUCGAAGGUUUCUCAAAACUGGUAGUAGGCGCGAAAGUAAUUCUUUCUUGGAAGGCAAGGACAAGGAAAAAUAUAAUGACUUUCCAUGAAGCACUGAACAAAGGGCAUAAACGUUUAACAAAUGGGGUGUUCUUUUCUCCAGUCAAGGUUGUAAUCAACUCUGAUGUAAAUUGA
This is a messenger RNA of Paraglomus occultum, 1773 nucleotides long. The record is from the annotation of a GenBank genome assembly. NCBI's taxonomy places the organism in Eukaryota, Fungi, Glomeromycota, Glomeromycetes, Paraglomerales, Paraglomeraceae.